Messenger RNA from Eriocheir sinensis (Chinese mitten crab), 777 nucleotides. Its product is annotated as protein SpAN-like. Lineage: Eukaryota; Metazoa; Arthropoda; Malacostraca; Decapoda; Varunidae. The record is from RefSeq and is a predicted model, not a curated record. Gene Ontology annotation, molecular function: metalloendopeptidase activity; zinc ion binding. Gene Ontology annotation, biological process: proteolysis. The transcript is spliced from 5 exons. The coding region runs from base 28 to 762 and encodes 244 amino acids.
CACGAGGGACCGGAUGGCAAAGCAGAAAUGAGAGAUCUGACACGAGACUUCAUGGAAACCAAUCCUAGUGUUGUGAACGGCCACCAAGUCUUUGAAGGAGACAUGGUCUUGACGGAGAGCCAGUGGCGAGCGGUCAGGGAGAGGAAGGCCCUUGCAGAACUCUCAGCGCGCUGGCCUGAACAGGGCGGCUUCCCCACCGUGCCCUACUACCUCGACACUACCGACUCCGUCACCGUGGCUGCCAUAAAUGCAGCGAUUGCUCACUGGGAGCAAAACACCUGCAUCAGAUUCCAGCUCACGUCCAACCUCGCUCAACGGCACGUCAGGUUUUUUGAAGGGUCUGGAUGCUGGUCGUAUGUCGGCAUGUUGGCCCAGAAUGGACAAGACAUUUCCAUUGGAAGUGGCUGCAAAGAACUCGGCACCGUCGCCCAUGAGAUCGGCCACGCCAUUGGGUUCGUGCACGAGCAGAGUCGCCCCGACCGUGACGACUAUGUGGUCAUCAAUUAUGGCAACAUCCAAACUGGCAAGGAAAACAACUUCAAUAAGUACAGCACGUCAGUGGUCAACACCUACGGCAUACCAUACGACUACUCAUCCGACAUGCACUACGGCUCUACGGGCUUCACCAACAACGGCAAGACGACCAUCGCCACCCUAUAUCCCUUGGCGCAGGAGCUCAUCGGCCAGCGCACGGGACUCUCUCACAGGGACAUACUAUUGGCCAACACUAUGUACGGCUGCAUCAGUGAGUAUGAUAUAUGAGUAAUUAAGGGGCUA